AUGACAUUAAAGAAAAUCGUGAAAAUGUCAACAAAAUCCCAAAUAACUACAGAAUUAAGCGAGAGCAUCGGAAAUGUAUUGGGAAAAAAUGUUAAAAUACUCUAUAAGUCACUUAUUCGUAUGGAAUCAAGAGGGGAUAAAGUGGAUAACCGCGUUUUGGUAGUAACUGCUUAUAGAGUAUUUAUAACAACAACCAAAGUGCCAACGAGGAUUGACAAUGGAUUUCACUUAAUGGAGAUUGAGGCUCUCGAGAGCAAGAAAAAUAAUCAUUUGUCAAUAACUCUCAUUCAUGAACACAAGCCCGUCUCAAUCCUCAUUGGCGAAGAAGGUUCGUCGGAAGGAGUUAUUAAUGCUAUCCACGCUUUGAUCGCAGCAUUUGAUGACUUAUUUCCUAAUGUUGCGAUGGAGGACAUUGUUGCCAAGGUAAAUUUACCAUUUCCUCUACAUCCCAUUUGUGGUACAAGAAAACAUUCAACAUGUGGUGAUUUCUCUAAUCAAUACGCGGCCAUGUGUGACCUAUGUCAGACGCCAUUUAGAGCCGAGGUUGCUUGGGACAUUGACACAAUUUAUCUAGCACAUGACAUAAGAAUGCUGCAUCUCAAAGAUUUUGAUCAUUUAGAUCAAAGAGAUCUGAUCCCUUUGGUGAUGGCGCUCCAACACAACACGUGGUUCGAGGGUGUGUGCGGGGACGGCGUGCGUGUGGGGGGGGAGGCGUGGGAGGCCGUGGGGCGCCUGCUCCGCUCCGCUUGCCCCCCGCCGCGGAGACUCUCCUGGAGGGGCGCAGCCCUGAGACACGACCACGCGGCGCGCCUAGGACACGCGCUCGCUCGGGCGCCGCGACCACCAGCCCUACACACCAUCGAUCUAUCACAGAACCAUAUCGAGGAUAAGGGCGCCAUCAGUAUCCUGUCGGGUCUGUCCAACAACCCCAGCGGUCUCCGCUCGCUGUCCCUGUCCCAGUGCGGCGUGACGGGCAAGACGGUGUGUCAGCUGGCCGUGAUGCUGAACGACGCGCCCGCUCACCUCAACACACUGGCACACCUCGAUCUCUCACAUAACAACCUCAAAGAUGACGUUCAUAAUUUAUACAACUUCCUUGCACAGCCCAAUGUAUUGACACAUUUAAAUUUAACUAACACCGAGACGACGUUAGAAAAUAUAUGGGGUGCCCUACUCCGUGGCUGCGCUGCCCGCCUGUCGACUCUGCUCCUGGCUCGCAACCCGUGGUCCCAGAGCCGCCGCGCCAAGGACCCGCCGCCGUCCUUCAGACAGUUCUUCACAGCCUGCCUCGCGCUCACAGAUCUAGAUUUCUCAUACUGUAAGAUGCCGCCGGACGCUCUCAAGAGUUUGUUGUUGGGACUGGCGUGUAAUGAGAGCGCGGCGGGCGUGAAGCUGUCUUUAGCGGGGUGUUUGACGUCAUCGCAGGCGGCGCACGUGCUCGAGUCGUGUGUACACGGAGUUAGAUGUCUCAACACGCUCGACCUGUCCGACAACAGUAUGGAAUUCGAAUUAUCUGGAAUUGUAAGGGCCGUGGGGAAGAAUCACUCUAUAACGCAUUUGUCUUUAAGCAAGUUGACAGGGAAACGGUCGUACGCUCCACCUUUAAUACAGGCUUUGGUUCAUGUUUUACAAGAACCCGAUACGGCGUUGACUUCUUUAGAUCUCAGUGACUGUAAGCUUAAGAGUGAUCUAUACGGCUUAUUGAACGCGCUGGGCGGAGCGCGGAGACUGCGCGUGUUGGACGUGGGAGGCAACCUGGCGGGCGACGCCGGGGCGCGGCUACUAGCUAAGGCUUUACAAUGCAACUGUACUCUACACACGCUAUACAUAGACAGGAACGCGUUCAGUUUGCAAGGUCUAACAGACAUAUCGUCCGCGUUACGUCGCUCGGUGUCCGUUCGUCGCGUGGAGUUCCCCGGCUGUGACGCGGCGGCCGGCGGCCGAGGAGCCUCUGAGAGAGUCGCUGCUCUGUGGAGAGAACUACACGAACGGUUGGCAAGUAACAGUAGCAGCGGUCAGUGUGGUCGCGUGCGGGCCCUCGCCCUGGAGCGUGCGUGGGCGGGCGGGGAGGGCGCGGCGUCCCUGGCUGCGCAGGCGGCGGCCGCCCUACCGCCGCCCCCGCUGCCCGCCGCCCUGGAGCGAGCUGCUGCUGCCGCGCACCACCUGCUGCACCAGUACCUGCAGCGCUGUAGUGAAGUGUUCGCGGCUAUGGGCGGUUCAGUGGGCGGAGGAGAGUUGGUAACGCUACAGGCAGUGAGGGACGCUAUGGCUCCCUGCAACAACACGCUGCAAGACUUACUCAAUGAAGCUGUAGAGAGAUUGGCUGUAUCUGCCUGCGAGAGUGUGGAAUGUGCUGAAAAUGAGCGAGGACCAGCCGUUGAAACAGACAUACCCGACCUCCUCUCACCUAUAUCACACUCAGGGGCCACUCCUCUCGGCUGUCGUCGUCGUGAGCGAGGUCGCCGCGUCCGGCCCAAGUCAGUGGCGGAGCAGCAGCAGUGCAGCAGCAACGAGAUGCUGUCCCUGCCGCCGCUACACGCUGAGGCGGCCGACGGACUGGCAGACCUGCCCGCGCAUACCCUCAGGCAUCUAGUGAAAGGUCGGCCGAGGAGGGUGAAGACAAGGGCGCCCACACGACCCGUGACGGAUCAGUCGCAGGAUAUAGACGAAGGUUUGGAGGAGUUCUGGCGCACGUGUCGCACCCCGCCGGGUAGUGAGGAGGCGUCUCUAUCAGCUCGCACGCCGCUCACCUCCCGCUCGCUACACUCACUGUCCUCGCUAGCGUCCGCAUCACCCGCCUCACCAGCAUCACCCUCGCCGCUUAGACACUCACCCACACUACGACGGGACGACACAAUGUACAGUGUGACGUCCGGUGAAAGUACUCCAGUACUUUUGGAAUGUGAGGUAUCUCGCUGCAAGUCUUCCGACAACGUGGGCAGUAAGUUACCCACCACGCCGCCGCCGUCUCGCUCAUCAGACAACGUUAACACUAUGGGUGAGUGGACACACACUGACACAAGACAAUGGUUGUGUGCACUCAACACGCACUAA
Molecule: messenger RNA, 3054 nt
Organism: Danaus chrysippus (African queen)
Lineage: Eukaryota; Metazoa; Arthropoda; Insecta; Lepidoptera; Nymphalidae
Source: the annotation of a GenBank genome assembly